Messenger RNA from Talaromyces atroroseus, 864 nucleotides. RefSeq lists its product as hypothetical. NCBI's taxonomy places the organism in Eukaryota, Fungi, Ascomycota, Eurotiomycetes, Eurotiales, Trichocomaceae. Gene Ontology annotation, molecular function: protein binding. Bases 1 to 864 code for a protein of 287 amino acids. The transcript has a single exon. The record is from RefSeq and is a predicted model, not a curated record.
AUGAUGUGUCCGAGAAGUGCUCAGUUACAACGCCGGCAUUUAACAAAUCGAACGACAUCAUUAUUUGCGGCCGCAGAAAACGGCGACACUGUUACAGUUCAACGUCUCCUUACAACAGCCGUAGCAGAUCCUGAUGAGCAGGACGAAAGAGGCUGGACGCCACUCUCGUGGGCCGCGUGGAUGGGCCAUGUGGACAUCGUACGUCUACUGGUCGCCAGCCACAAAGUGAAUCCAGAUAAGAGAGACUAUUUCUUCGGACGGUCGCCAUUGUCAUGGGCAGCAGCGAGAGGGCACCUUUCAAUAGUGCAGAUACUAUUGGCACGGCCUAGAAUACAUUCGGAUUCAAAGGACAUUGACGGACGCUCCCCGCUAUCCUGGGCCGCAGGACAGGGUCAUGUGGAUGUAGUGAUGCAACUGCUGGCAGAAAAGGAUGUUCAUGUCGAUUCUAGGGACGAUGAGGGCCAAACUCCGUUAUCAUGGGCUGCAGAAAAUGGACACUCUAGUGUGGUGGCGCUGCUGCUUGAGAACCCAGUAAUUGACCCUAACUCGAGGGGAUGGACACCGCUGGCCUGGGCGGCCUGGCUAGGACAUGAGUCGGUGGUGCAAGUACUGCUUGGAGAUAGCAGGGUUCAGCCUGACACCAAGGACUACUCCUGCGGAUGGACUCCUCUGUCUUUAGCAGCGCAAGAGGGUUACUGCGGUAUAGUCCAGCAGCUCCUCGCAAAGGGUGAUGCGGUCGAUGCGCACUCGAGAGAUGUCGGCGGGCGGACUGCACUAUGCUGGGCGGCAGAGCGUAACCAUCAGAUAUUGAUCAAUAUAUUUUCCGAUAGAGAAAAGUGUCAUCCUACAAAUCAGAACUUGUAG